AUGGACGAUCGGCAUCGCCUGUUUCCAGCUCCCAGCGACGGCGGCCGGGGCGGAGGCGCGCGCGGGUCUUCUGUACACGUGUGUGCUCUCCGUCGCCGUGUCGGCGCAGGUCGAAGUGGCCAAGAGCAGCCUGGGCCGGCCGCUGCUUCGCAAGGUCGUUGGCUACCGCUUCGAGAGCGCGGCCGCCUUCUGGACAGCGCGGCCGCCUUCUGGACGGCGCAGAUGGCGGUCGACGUGAUGAUGGAGAGCAUGCGUGUCUCCGUCUUCGCCCUCUGCGUCUACUUCCUCUCCGGCCUGCACCGCAGCGCUCCCGCCUUCCUGUUCUUCCUGGCCGUGCUGCUGCUGCUGUACCUGUGCAAUGUGCUGAUGAACCGCGCCAUUGGCUGCAUGUGCAGCACCUUUGACCGUGCCCUGCGAGUCGCCGGCUUCGUCUUCACCUUCUACAUGAUCAGCGCUGGCUUCAUCGUGUCACCCGCGGCGCAGCCGGCGUGGCUGCGCUGGACGCACUAUCUGAACCCACUGGCGCUCGCAUACCCGGCCUUGGUCAUCAAUGAAUUCCAGUACGUUGCCAUCGAUUGCCAACCCAGCAUCCUAUGCUUCCCUCCGACGCAUUCACGACGCGCGGACUCGCCGCGUAGCAGCGUGACGUGCAAUCGUGCCGCCGUCGACACCCACACCCACACCGCCGUCGUCGCGGGGCCGACGUAUUUGCAGCUGCACUUCGACCACCACAUCCACGACAAGCGGCGCACAGUCCUCAUACUCGUGGCUUUGGGGCUCAUGUUCUUCGGUGCCAACCUGGUGCUUGCCGAGACGUUUGUCCAUCGGCGGCAGUCUUCACCGAACACGAACAACAGUGGCAGCAUGUUACAUGUAGUUGUGCAAGAAGACGGCAUUGGCAAACGUCAUCGAGCCGCACCGCCAGCCGCAGCCACAGCCACAGCCACAGCCACAGCCACAGCCACAGCAGCAGAAUGGACGCAGGAGACUCGUCGUUCGUGUCGUGUUGUCUUUUGCGAACUCGGCUACCAUGUUCCCGCCACUUGCAGUCAUCGUCAUCAUGCGGUAGAACCAUGGAAAUGGAAAUGGAACCGGAAACAUAUGCCGAAACGACGGAUGCCGAAGCGGAUUCUCGACCACGUGACUGGUGUCCUGGAAUCAGGCCAGUUGCUGGCCAUGAUGGGAGCGUCCGGCGCAGGCAAGACGACGCUGCUCAAUCUCCUCAGCGGUCGCGACAGCACGGGACUUGGACGUGGGCACGUCACCGCAUCAUGCUCGGCGUCCGGGCAGGCACCGUCGGUAGGCUAUGCGGAGCAGAUGGACAUUCAUGAACCGGCGUCCACAGUGCGGGAAGCUAUGCUGUUUUCCGCGCGCCUCCGACAGCCCAAGCAUGUACCGGACGCGGAGAAAAGGGCGUGGGUGGACCGCGUGCUUUCCAUGUUGGAGCUGGAAGGCCGUGCCGAUGCUGUGAUCGGUGCGGCGGGAUCGGGCUGGGGGCUGUGUCCCAGUGACCGCAAGCGGGUGACCAUCGCCGUGGAAGUGGCCGCCAGACCAGACAUCCUGUUCCUCGACGAACCCACCACGGGGCUGGGCAGUGAGGGUGCACAAACGAUCGCGCGCCUGCUUCGAAGACUCGCCGACAGUGGCCAGGCCAUAGCCUGCAGCAUACAUCAACCCAGCACGAGUACACUCGCCCACUUCGAUCGGCUCUUGUUCUUGCACCAGGGCGCGGUCGUCUACUUCGGGCCCUUGGGACCGGGACUUUGUCAUCCCGUGGAAUACGUUGCACGGCACACCUCCUCCGCCUGUCCUGCAGACCAGGCGCCCAUUGAGUGGAUGACCCAGCAGGUCAUCGAUCGCUCUCCAGGCAGCCAUGAGACGUGGGCCGAUGCAUGGGCCAGCGCCGAAGAGGCCAAGCUGCUUCGCAUCAGCCUGGAGCCCGCCGUGUCAUCGUCGGCAACAGUCUCGGGAGCAAAAUCGGUGAGAGGGCAGCUUCCGUGUCAAGCAUCCAUCUGGUGCCAGAUCUUCCAACUCACUCUUCGAAACAGUAGAGCCUUGUGGCGAACACCGGACUAUGCCACUGCUCGCUUCUUCAACCAUGUCGCCAUCGCCGUCAUCGUGAGGGCGGUCCUCCCUCAUGCCGGCCAUUCGCUACGUGACAUGACGCACAGGAUUCUGGCUCUCUGGCAGGUCACCAUGCUCCCCGCCUUCAUCCUCACCGGUGUGGAAUAUCGCUUCCAUGCUCUCCGACGCCUCGCUCGUAGGGAGGGCGCCACAGCCACCUACACCAAUACCGCGCUUGCAGUCUCGGUAAUGUUGUCGGAGUUGCCGUACUGUGUCCUGUGCACGGCAGGCUUUGCGCUUCCGCUCUUCUCCCUCGUUGGUCCAGUUCUCGGCACGCGAAUCGUGUACUUUGUUCUUGGCGUAUUCCUGGUGCAGAUAUUCUGCGUUACCUUUGCGCAGGCCAUCGCCACCCUCACACCACAUGAACGCUUUGCGACGCUGCUCAACACGCCAACUAUCACUGUCUUUGCCCUUUUCUGCGGCAUCUCCGUUCCUCGUGGCCAACUGCCCGUCUGGCUGCGCGACUGGCUGUACUAUCUCAACCCGUACACUUGGCUUAUGAAUGGGCUUGUCACGAAUGCGAUGCACGAAUUCGAGGUCAAGUGCACUCAAAACGAGCUCAUCGAUUUCACUGUUCCCCUUGGCCAGACAUGUCAGCAAGUCAUGUCUCUACCUCUCACCCUGCAGGAUCCAGGUUACAUAGCCGGCAACACCUCGCAAGUCUGCCACUAUUGUCCACUGAGCACGGGAGAUCAGUACUACGAAUCUCUUGGGCUCAGUUAUGGCCAGAGAUGGAAGUAUAUGGGUAUUUUCUCCGCCUUCUGUAUGAGCAACAUAGGCUUGAUACUCAUCACGCAACUGUUUCGACGUCAAGGACAGUAG
Molecule: messenger RNA, 2946 nt
Organism: Fulvia fulva
Lineage: Eukaryota; Fungi; Ascomycota; Dothideomycetes; Mycosphaerellales; Mycosphaerellaceae
Product: ABC multidrug transporter I
Exons: 4
Coding region: 1-2946 (981 amino acids)
Biological process (GO): transmembrane transport
Cellular component (GO): membrane
Molecular function (GO): ABC-type transporter activity; ATP hydrolysis activity; ATP binding
Source: RefSeq, a predicted model, not a curated record